Molecule: messenger RNA, 7299 nt
Organism: Peromyscus californicus insignis
Lineage: Eukaryota; Metazoa; Chordata; Mammalia; Rodentia; Cricetidae
Gene: Rassf10
Product: Ras association domain family member 10
Exons: 1
Coding region: 4013-5542 (509 amino acids)
Biological process (GO): signal transduction
Source: RefSeq, a predicted model, not a curated record
UUUUGCUUUUAUAGCGCUGGCAGCAUGGCAGAUUUGUUGACAUCCACACAUGACCCACAGAGUGCGUGACGACAUGAGGAUGGCUACAGCAUCCCUAGGCAACAGGAACCUUUGAGCUCUUCCAUUCUGUUCUUAUGGGACCAGCACCCUCUGUGUGGUCUGUCCUUGGCAGGAAUGUCAGUAUGCAGUUCGUGACUGCACAUCCGUCUUUUUGCUCACCAGCUCCUGGCUUGAAGUCCUUAUAGUCUUUGUAAUUUCCCAAAUGAUUUUGAGCAAGAAGGGCACUUUUGAGGGUCAAACAUUUGUUCUUUUGUCCUUGGUUCUCCAGAGUGACGAAAGUGACAGAGAAGCUAUUGUUUUUUGGGGGCACCCUUGCAAGCACACAGGAGAUGAUAUUUUGGAAAGCCUCUAGAAUAAAUACUGGGUGGGAGGGAUGGUUGCCAAAGGAGCCAGCUAGACUCAGAGGGCUGCAACCCUCAUUCCCACUUCUCAACAUCCUUGGAGGGAAGAGAGGCUGAGGGUUAAGUUGGCCAUCAAUGGCCAAUGCCUUCAUUCACCAUGCCUAUCUAAUGACACUUCCACAGGACUCCCCAAAACGAUCAGGUUGGAGAAUUUUGAAAGCUUAAUACAUGGAGGUUCCUGGAGGGUGACACGGAAGCACCCCACUCCUUCUCCCAUGUCUUGCUUUGCACCUCUCCAUCUGACCCUCAGUUCAAGCCUGGUCUUGUGGCUGUCAUCUGAGGUAAGGUAGGAGGUAGUCUUUGGUACUGAGCUCCCAACCUGUGGCCUCUCCAAGCAGACAGUGUCAGUGAAGCUGAGUUAGAAGGCGCUCCGCAGGUGUCUGCUGCAGAACCAAGAUGGCCUGCUUGGUGGGCAGGAGCCCUUUUCUCCUGAUAUCUGCUUCUGCUGAGUGAGAGGACCGGAGGUGAGUUUGUUUUAUCCCUUUAUCCUCAGUGCAAAUGUAGUUGGGGUGAACUCCAGAACCCACUCUCUGAAAUACUGCUAAAUGACCAUGCACAUACCACCUUGAUUUGUUUUUCUGGAAGCAAUGUAGCCUGCCAUCUCUUCUUUUCACGAGUGGGACAGUCCUUUAAGGGCCUUCUAACCUGUAACUACACCCCUCCCUGCACUAUGGUCCCUGCACGGUAUGACGUUCAACAGUGAGGAUCUAACCAUGUUAUCAUUAAGCUUCAUGGUGGGAAGAAUCCCAGGCUGGCCUCAUGCAUGAUCUCCACCACUCCAAUACCCAUCAUUGCUCUGGUGACUGAUACAUCCAUCACACAAUCAAAGUGAUUGUUCAGAUGUAGUUAAGGGGACUGUCUUAGUUAGGAUUACUAUUGCUGUGAUGAAACAAAAGCGACUUGGGGAGGAAAAGGUUUAUUUCACACGUAGUUCCAUGUUAAACUCAUCAUCAAAAACAGUCAGGCCAGGAACUCAAGCAGGGCAGGAACCUGGAGGUGGGAGCUGACACAGAGGCCAUGGAGGAGUGCUGCUUACCGGCUUGCUCCCCAUGCCUUGCUCAGUCUGCUUUCUUAUAGAACCCAGGACUACCAGCCCAGGGGUGGAACCACCCACAAUGGGCUGGGUUCUCUCCCAUCAAUAACUAAUUAAGAAAAUGCCCUACAGGCUUGCCUACAGCCCAGCGUUAUGGAGGUAUUUUCUUAAUCAAGGCUCCCUCCUCUCUGAUGACUUUAUCUUGUGUCAAGUUGACAUAAAUCUAGCCAGCACAGUGACUAAUCAGUCGACCUUAAUAUAGAGAGUUUCUCCAGGUGGGUCUGCCUGAUGAAGCCAGCCUUUGACAAGCAGAAUUUUCUCUCACUGCUAGCAAAGGAUGAUGCCAGGAUGAUUCGAUGCCACGAGGACUGGGUGAUUCUGACCUGCCAUCACUGCUUUAAAUGGGGCAGACACUGCCACGUGGGAAGAAUCUGUAAGAGGCUGAGAGAGGUUCUAAUGAAGGCCAACAGGAAGAUGGGGUCGUCAGUGCUACAAUGGAAAUGAAGUGGUUUCUGGAAACACAUCUGAAUGGGUCUGAAGUGGCUUCCCUCUCCAUCCCGAACUCUAACCAGCUGAAACACCCUUAGCUUGGGGCACUCUGAGUAGUCAAGCCAAGUACAACCUAUGACCUUCAGAAAAGUGAAAUCAUGUGUGGGUGUUGCUUUUAGUUACCAAGUUCACGGUAACCCAUUUUUAUAGCAAUAAAAAACAUAUCCCUACCAGGUUUCUAACCCUUCAAUAAAAACGUCUGCUAUAGGCUUACCAGGUCCUGCCAUUUAAUCCUUAUAGCAGUCACUUUUGAAAUUAUCCCUUAGGUCACAGGAAGUAAAAGCACCCAGUGUAAGUAAAAGCACCCAGCACCUGCAACUAUGCUUCUGAUAAAUUCAAAAGCAUAUGCAUGGCAUUGAAGACUCUUCUUGACCUGGCUUCUGUCAGUUCAUCCCCGUCCGAUACUUCUGUCAUUUAACUCCUUGUAGCCCGGUGACUGCCACGCUGUCUUGAUUCUUCAGUUUGCACAUUGAUUCCUUCUGCCUGCCGUGUGUCCCUCCCCCUCCCCCAUCUCUUUGUCCUUUGGAAAGUUCAAUUUCUUUUUCUGUCUUGCCCUAGAUGGUACCUCCGAUGGGAAGCCUUUGUGGACUCUCCCAGAUGGGGUCUAUACUGCUGUACAGCAUCCAGGCAUGCUCUCCUAAUGCAUAGCGAUUUCCGUGGUCAGAACACAGAAGCCUUGGUGUUGGAAAUGUUUACUGAGCUACAGCGAGCUCCUUGUAGGUCAGGAGAUAUGCUCAUCAUCACACCACCGGACUUAGAGCACAGUAAGAACUCAGCAAAUGUUCCAGGAAGGAAUCAUUCUAUCGACAAAAGUACUUUACAAGAAAUAGUGAGACAUCCAAGGUCUUGAGGCAGGGGAGUGAGCUGUCAGAUCUGUGCUUCCCAGGACAAGCUCAGAACAAGCCUUGUACUGAGAGGGUUUAAGAAGAAGCUCAGCAUUGUGACUUUGGAUUUGUGUUCUGAUACUCGACUCUUAGCAUUCUAUAUGCCAGAAAACAGCAGAAACAGUCAUAGUAAUGGCCCCAGUUUCCCCAUUGGAAGCAGGACUGGUGAUUAAUUUAGGCCUGGACCCCAGACUCCCUCUGUAAGUUUUUCUGUCAAGAAGGCUGUGGGAAAUGGAGAUGAGGGUCCACAGUUCCGAUCUAUGGGGAACUGAGCACGACUCAGACCACUGCACAUCUGCUCAAGGAUCCCACUGUGGUUGAGGAGGACUGGAAGGCUUAAGAGACAGAGCUUACAAACCUUAGCUGGUCAGGUAGUGGAUCACAACGUCUCCACUAGAAACUGUUGGGUGCCUCAGUUUCUCCGCCUGUGCAAAGUGCCGUGUACAGAGGGGGCUAGCUACCCUGAAGGACCAAGACCAGAGGUACCUGGGAGCGCUGGAAAAGCAGGAAGUCGGGUUAAGGUGUUUCCAGCCAGUUCUCCACGGGAGGGAAGGCUGAGCCGAGGGGGGCGCAGAGCUGAUGCCAGGUGAAGCCUGGGCUCAAGGCCUUGUGGCAGAGAGCUUGCCGAGUCCUUCUUUGCUCUGAGUGGAGAAAACUAGGAAUUGGACUCCCGACGCCAGAAACCCGAGCCAGGGGCAGACCCAGCGGCGGGGCUGGGAGGGGCGAGUCUGGGCGCCGCGCCUGCGGUGCUCUCAGCCGCAGCUCAGGGCGCUGGGGGCGGGAAGAGGUGGAGCCAGGUGGGGAGGAGCAAAACCCGGAGGCCUCGGGCACCGCGGGCAGAGCCAGAGCCGCUGGAACCCCGGCGCCCGCACGCUGCUUCGGGAGAGCCCGCCGUCCAAGCCGAAAGCAGCUGCUGCUGCCGGAGCCGCCGCCUGAUUUCAGUGCACAGCGAGGGAGAAAGGCUAGUGACGCCGGAGACCCGGUCACGGAUUCUCCUUCAGUUCGGGAGCUGCCAGGUUGCCGCGCUGGCCCUGCCGCCCCAGUAGCGCCUAGCCGGAUCUGCCCCUCGCGUCCCAGUUAACACCAUGGAUCCUUCGGAGAAGAAGAUAUCGGUGUGGAUCUGCCAAGAGGAGAAGCUGGUGUCCGGCCUCUCCCGCCGCACCACCUGCUCAGACGUGGUGCGGGUGCUUUUGGAGGACGGCUGCCGGCGGCGACGCAGGCAGCGGCGGGGCCAGCGACGGGGGAUGGCGGAGGACCCCUCCAAUCAGUUGGAGCAGCCCGAGCCUCCUGACGAAAACGACGAGGAUGACGACGACGACGCGAUUCCCCAGGGCAUGCUAUGUGGGCCCCCGCACUGCUAUUGCAUCGUGGAGAAGUGGCGCGGCUUUGAGCGCAUCCUGCCCAACAAGACGCGAAUCUUGCGCCUCUGGACCUCCUGGGGCGACGAGCAGGAGAAUGUGCGCUUCGUGCUGGUGCGCAGCGAGGCGUCGCUGCCCAACGCCGGGCCGCGCAGCGCCGAGGCGCGGGUAGUGCUCAGCCGCGAGCGCCCCUGCCUGGCCCGGGGAGCCCCGGCGCGGCCCAGCCUGGCUUUGACCCAGGAGAAGCAGCGGCGGGUGGUGCGCAAGGCCUUCCGCAAGCUGGCCAAGCUCAACCGGAGGCGCCAGCAGCAGCCGCCGUCGCCUUGUUCGUCCACGUCGUCGUCCACCGCCUCGUCCUGUUCGUCGCCGCCUCGGACCCACGAGAGCGCGUCGGUGGAGCGCAUGGAGACGCUGGUGCAUCUGGUGUUGUCGCAGGACCACACUAUCCGCCAACAGGUGCAGCGGCUGCGGGAGCUGGACCGCGAGAUCGACCGCUACGAGGCCAAGGUGCACCUGGAUCGCAUGCGGCGGCACGGAGUCAACUACGUGCAGGAUACGUACCUGGUAGGGGCUGGAAUCGACCUCGACGGGCCGGCCCCUGGAGAGGAGCCCGAGGAGGCGACGCUGGCGGAGAAGGGGACGGAGGCGGUGGCACCCCUGGACAGCGAGGCUCAGGCGGCUGCACUGGAGGAGCUGGCCCGGCGCUGCGACGACCUGGUGCGGCUGCAGGAGGAGCGCGCCCAGCAGGAGGAGUUGCUGGAGCGCCUGUCCGCCGAGAUCCAGGAGGAGCUGAACCAGCGGUGGAUGAAGCGGCGCAAUGAGGAGCUGGCGGCUCGAGAGGAGCCCCCGGAGCCCGACGGCGGUCCGGAUGGCGAGCUGCUGCUGGAGCAGGAGCGGGUUAGGACGCAGCUCAGCACCAGCCUUUACAUCGGGCUGAGGCUCAGCACGGACCUGGAGGCUGUCAAGGCUGAUCUGGAUUACAGCCAGCAGCAGAGGGACAUCAAGGAGCGCGAGCUGCAGGGCCUUCUCCAGACUUUGCGCACUUUGGAGCAGACGGUGGUGAAUGAUGGGGCUGUGGGUUGCGGCGGACCCUCGCGGGAACCUCAGCCUCAGACCUGUGCAGAGAUGUGGGUAGACCAGGCCCGGGGACUAGCUAAGAGCUGCCCCGGCAACGAUGAGGACUCGGAUACUGGGCUAAGCUCCAUGCAUAGCCAAGACUCGGACUCGGUACCCCCUGUGUGUGAAUCCCUUGUGUAGAAGUAGUAGGGAGCAAGUCUAGACGCUUGCAGUCUGCACUGGCCCAGCCUGCUCAGGGACAUGAAGUGAGGCGGUGGGAUGAGCUCAGAGUUCCCACGGAUGGGUCUCAAGAGUGGAGAGGACAACUGCCAGGCAGCAUGCUCCUCUGACUCAGGAUGAAUGUGGGGGAGGGUCCUGGACAAGGAAGCCCUAAACUUCUUAAGCUUCAGAGGGAAAAGGAGGCAGGAGGUGAGAACCCCUCCCUAUUUUUAAAACACCUUAGGUAAAUCGACGAGGUCCAAGCCCAUUUUCAAAACAAGAAAAAAGAAAAACAUUAUGGACGUUUUAACCACUCCUCUGUAUGGGAAGGACUGAUGACAGCUGGAACUAUGGUCUGUGGCAUAAAGUGCUGUUUGUUAAAAGAAAACACUUGGAUGAAAAGGAAAUUCCUUGAAUGUUAAUUGUGACUGGAAACGUGUUAAAACUAGCCAAAGAGGACGCACUAGUGUUGGUCUCUGCCUUGCCUAACGUCUUUGAUAAAACCCAUAGGCACCAAAAUCCUGACUGUUUACAUUUCUUCAGGUUUGGGAAUUACCCAUCUGCUAAAUCAUUUGCCUUUUAUUUCUGUCAAAGGCCAAACUGCAUUGCAAUCUAAGGCUGUGUUUCUCCCUACUAAAUACAAUGUGUUAAAAGCCCCCCCACCUCCACCUCGACUCCACCCCAAACGUAGCCCUUUUGAAUUAUAAGAUCCUGGCACACAUAAUCCAGGGUAAAAAUGUAGUCUGGCUCUUUGGGAUGUGUUUCUGCAAAGGCAGAGGUGAUGUCUUCUAGUUCAUGAUGUCUAUUCAUUGACUAUCCAAUGACAGUUAAGAAAAAAAAGGGGAGCUGCAGAAUGAGGCACAGCCCGCUUUGCUGUUUUAACAAACAUGGUAGUGUCAACUAUAACUUGAAAGCAAAGAUCUUUGCAUAGAGUUUAGAGUUAAGUCCAGCACUAUGAUUAAAAUCAACUGUGACCUUCAGGAAUUUUACCCAGAUCCAAGUCCAACUUCAAUAUCUUUGGCUGGAGAUAAGGUUCUGGUUCAAGUAAACUGCAAGUGCCAAUUAACUUCAAGUGCAAACACCAGUGUUUACUAGCUAAGGCCUCCAAAGGGGGGGGGCAAUCUGAUAGGCCACCGUGGGUAACCAAAUAGAUUAACCAUGACAGAGAGCCAUGGUAAAGACAUAUGAAAGUGAGCUAAGAACUUGAGUUGCUCCUGUCUGGCUGCCUCUCUGCUCGUGGCAGGGGAGAUAUAAGGGUGACAUUGUCUCCUGUAGCUGGUGAUAGUGCUGGGGGUGCUCAGUGUAAUUGUUCCAGAUAUUUCAAUAGGAACUUAUCAGUUGUCGUAAGCUGUUUGGCCCGUGGAAGGAGCCUGCUGGCCCAUUUCCCUGUGGAGCCCAGUACUUUCUGAGGAAUGUGGAUCUAAUGUGUCUGGAGGAGGUAAUGACAAUGGGGUGUGUGUGUUGCCAGCGAGGUACAGAAGGCUGGUGUCAACUGAACUAGCGAGGGGCUGGCUCCCGUUUCCACAAUGACAUGCAAAGAUAAGUUCGGGCCUUGGGAGUUCUUCCCUUGUGAGAUCAGCUGUCUGAGUGCCCCCAACAGGAAGAAGCAUGUCUUCCUGAACUACUCAGAUCCACUGGAGUGUUUCCUUUUCACAGACUGUCCCAACACUGAUGCUGCUGUGGAAUUCUAACACACGUGUCUGUUCUCACAUUUUCAAGUAAAAUCGAAGUGAAAAGGU